Messenger RNA from Pseudozyma hubeiensis SY62, 1557 nucleotides. RefSeq lists its product as hypothetical. The transcript has a single exon. Lineage: Eukaryota; Fungi; Basidiomycota; Ustilaginomycetes; Ustilaginales; Ustilaginaceae. The record is from RefSeq and is a predicted model, not a curated record. Bases 1 to 1557 code for a protein of 518 amino acids.
AUGGUGCAUCUCCGCCUCAACGACUCCGACACUUCUCGCAACAAGCACAUCAACUACAUCACCGCACUUCCUCGAUAUGCCAACACGGAUCAGGCACAUCAUCGCCUGCAACAGCUCGCAGCUCAAGUGCAGCCGGUAAUGAAACAGCAUGGAUUUCAGAUCAACUCGCUCGAAGAAUUUGAAUGGAAUCGCGAGUUUGCAGGACGCAACUGGAACAACGGAGAGACCGUCGAACUGGUUCUACGGCGUCAAGAUGGCUCCUUUGCUCCUCUUCAGUGGGUGCUCAUGGUGUUUUGCCACGAGCUUGCGCAUAUCAAGUACAUGAACCACAUCCCUUCUCAGCACGGCAAGCUCGAUCGCGAACUGCGCAACGAGUGUCGCGAACUGCAGGCUCGAGGCUACUACGGCGACGGAUUCUGGUCCGCCGGUCAGCGUCUCGAGGACAACGCCUUUGUGGCUGGAAGUGGUAUCAGCUCGCUUCAGGGUUUGCCCGAGUAUUCCUGCGGUGGGGCAUAUCGGAGCAAGUCGAGCAAAGGGCGAAGUGUGAAACGUCGUCGCACCGGAGCCAACACGCGCUCUCGCGGGCGUGGCUUCAAAGGGCCCAGCCUUCACACGGGAGCACAGACCGCACCCAAUACCAAAGGUGGAAGACGAGUGCAAGCAUCGCUGCCCGGUCGAGGUUCCCGCGUCGAUGGCAACAACCACAUCCCCACCGCAUCAGCAUCGAGUGCCUCUUACAGGGACGACGCCAACUCGACGUUUCGAAAGCGAACACAGACCGCAUCAGCGCGCGAGCUGAGAGCACAGGCUGCUUUGCGUCGUCUUACGGCGACGAAGAGCGAGGACAUCGACAUCAAGCCUGCACCCGGCCUUGACUCUUUCUGGCCUCAGAACCCGGACCCAGGAAGUCCGGCCACGUCUGGCAGCGGAUCGGAUCGUGUCAAGGAGGAAGACGGGGAAGGCACCGAAGACGAGUCCGAUACCGAAGACGAAGACGACGAGGACAGCAAGGAAGGAGGACUUGUCAUUCGGCUCGACGAUUCCUCAUCGGACGAAGCUGACAGGCACAUGAAAGGACCAUCCGGAGCCUCCAGCUCCUCGAAUGAUGGCACCGUCCGGGUCAAGCAGGAGCCCGACCAUUCCACCAUCGCUAGCACAGAGUCUCAACAGCAGCGCCUCGAUCGAUCGCGACUGUACCGUCAGCAUCAGCUCAAGCAGGGCGGCACGCUCCGCUCAACCAGCGAAGACUGGCAAGAUUUCUGCUCGAUCGCUUCCCUGCCGACUGGCCACUCAACUGCCACUUCUGGGCCUUCUGCGGCUCGAUCCCCGACAACAUUACUCAACUCGAAGGACGACCCUAUAGAGCUGGUCUCAUCCGACGAAGAGGACGUCAAGCCGGCAGCUGCGCCCAAAAGGGAACCGAAGAAGGAUGCAUCGGAUUCAUCCUCACGGAAGGGAAAAUGGUCGUGCCAGGUGUGCACGCUUCUCAAUUCACCCAAUGCUCUGCGAUGCGAUGCUUGUCUCGCUACGAAGGGCUCCUUUCUGGUCGGUCAAUGA